AUCAUUAUCGGAAAUAGUUUCUGAGAUUUGAUAGUUUUGUCCUCAAACGAGUAUUAUCAUGAUGCAAGCUCUUGUCAAUCGACAAGGUUAGGAAAAUUAUCGUACUAUUUAUAGAAACUAUAUAUGUAAUCGACAACGUGACCGGGAUUUCCUGUUCAUUUGUUGAUCAGCUGUUUCUUGAAAAAGACGAACGACGAUACUCUCAACAUAUCGCAUUUUUACAUGUCCAUGAGUUGUGGUAAAAUGAUUUCAUGAUGACGGGUAAUCAAAAAGAAAGAAUAACGGAAGAGGAGGUGGAGAAGUUGACGACAGAUCGGACACCUGAGGCACAUGAUCUGAACACUGCCGAGGAAAUAAUAGAUCCUCGAAUACCUAUAGAUAGAGGAUGGGCCUGGGUGGUUAUGAUAGCUUGUAUGUUGAAUGCUACAAUAACUGCCGGAUAUGGACGAACACUGGGUUUACUUUUUGUUGAAUUUCUGGACUUGUUCAAAGCUUCGGCAACAAUAACAACUCUAGUAUUUGGUGUUAUGGCAGCUGCUCUUAGUAUAUCAGGUUUUAUCACGAUGAAUAUCAUACUAGAAAAAACUACAGUAAGAAAAGUUGUGUUGGUUGGAGUCUGCCUAUCAUCUGGUGGAGUUAUAUUAUCUUGUUUAGCUAAUGGAGUACCUUUCUUAAUAUUUACACAGUUUCUUGUUGGAAUAGGACAAGCCAGCAUAAACUCACCAGGACUGGUUCUAAUAGGGCGGUACUUUAAAAAAAGACGUGCAUUAGCCACUGCUGUGGCAAAAACCGGCAUCAGCAUGGGUUCAUUGACAUUUCCAAUUUUCAUUAGAUAUCUUUUGGACACGUUCGCUUUAAGGGGAACUUUGUUGAUAAUGGGUGGUAUUCAGUGUCAAAUGUUUGUGUUCGCUUUAUUGCUUCGUGGACCUGAAACAUUUGCACCAACAAAGCAAGUUAUAGUUAAAAUCACGAAACCGGAACCACCCGAGAAAGCAAGUUCUAAAAUAAACAUGGAAAUGAAGUGUCUAAGAAGCAUAAGUCAAGACCAGAAAGCACAAGGAAUUCCUGAAAAUGGUAUGGCUUCUCCCUUACCUGUUCAACGCCUGCGCACAGUAUCUGACGGAGCUAAGUACGCGGUUUAUAAAAGACAGCACAGUAGAACAGAAUCGGGAUCAAAUCAAAGUUUUAUUGACUCCCUUUCGAAUUCAGGAAUAUUGAAAUAUGUGAGUAACUCAGAUUUACUGUCAGUAUCCACGACCGAUGUCAGAGCAGAAACCUCAACAACUUCAGAACUCAGAAAGAAGACAAGCGAAUUAGCAUCCAAUAAAAACAAAUAUUUGUGCAAAUUGACUAAUAUCAUAGAUUUUUCACUGUUGAAUAAUUUUAAGUGUAUUUUACUUAUGUCGAUUGCUUUUUUUGCUGUUACAAUAUUUGUAUCACCCAUUUAUCUACCAGCAUUAUUCAUAGAGCUCGGUGCAAGCGAAUCGGAUGCAGCUUUAUUUUUAACUGUAGCUGGGGUGUCAGAUGUUGCGUCAAGAUUGUUUGUAGGUGCCAUUGCUGACCUGGGAAUCAUUAAAAGACAUCAUAUAAUGAUGAUAAGUCUUUUUAUAGGAGGUAUCUCAGCUCAAUUCACACGAUAUUGUACAAGCUUCGGACUUCAAAUCGUUUAUUCCUUAGUGUAUGGUUUAUCUGUUGGACCCUAUGCAGCUCUACUUCCAGUGAUUCUAACGGAUUUUUUGGGCAUUGAGAAUCUGGGCAAAGCGAUGGGAUUUAUUUCUUUGGUCCAUGGCACUGCUAUUGGUGCUUUUCAUCCGAUAGUAGGUGCCAUACGAGACACAACGGGAAGCUAUGUAAUGGCGUAUCAUCUGGUGGGUACAACGUGCCUUGUUGCGGUGAUUUUGCUUUUAUUUGUGCCAUUAGUUUCACGUUUAGAAGAAAAACGUAAGCGAAAAUUUUCUGUUGAAACUGAUAAGAAAAAGGCAAACUCAAUGAGCUGAGGGAAACUUU
Patella vulgata (common limpet) is the source of this 2007-nucleotide messenger RNA. RefSeq names its product monocarboxylate transporter 14. Gene Ontology annotation, molecular function: monocarboxylic acid transmembrane transporter activity. The record is from RefSeq and is a predicted model, not a curated record. The transcript is spliced from 6 exons. The coding region runs from base 252 to 1997 and encodes 581 amino acids. NCBI's taxonomy places the organism in Eukaryota, Metazoa, Mollusca, Gastropoda, Patellidae. Gene Ontology annotation, biological process: monocarboxylic acid transport; transmembrane transport.